AUGAAUAUUAUUUUUCUUAAAUGGAACAAAUUUUGUACCUAUACAGAACAUGUCAAUGGUACAGACGAAAACUCACUUGGAACGGCGACUUUAGUUGAUGUUUCAAAUUAUGAUGAUCAUCAACUAAAAGGUAUAAAAAUUUCGGAUCCGUUAAGUUCCAAAUUGGAUUUGGAACACGUUUUAGAUAAUACACAAUUGCCUAGCCAAACAAGUUUAUAUAACAUUGAACACAAAAAUAAAUUGACAACUCGAGGUCACAUGGAACAGGAGAAAAGGAUGCGGCGAGAAAUCGCCAACAGCAAUGAACGAAGACGCAUGCAGAGUAUUAAUGCUGGAUUCCAGUCACUCAGAACAUUAUUGCCUCACCAUGAAGGUGAAAAAUUAUCUAAAGCAGCUAUUCUUCAACAAACUGCUGAAUACAUAUAUCAAUUAGAGCAAGAAAAAACUCAAUUGCUUUCCCAAAACUGUCAGCUCAAGAGACUUGUAAAUCAGCAUGAAGGGGGAGAAGUACCAGUCAAGAAACGAAAAACAGAAAAUCAAGGUAUGGUCGUGAAUUUACCUAUUCUUGUAAGUGAAAGUGGAGACGAAGGAUUAGGUAGCAUGUCUCCUGAACCAUUAUCAGUAAUGACGGUUUCAACUGAUGGGCACUCAAUAGUUAACAGCAACAACAAUGUAAACAUAAAUUCUGAAAUUUUAGAGUUAAGACGACAAUUAGAAAGAGAACGGAAUCAACGUUUGAAUUUAGAAAAACAAUUACGAGCAAUACCAACUCAGGUUUACACAGAAAGAUUCCGAGACGGUCAGCUAAUAGCUUAUCAACCACAUGAAGUUAUAGAGCACACAGAUGAUGCUAUGGCUCAAGAAACAGAGGAAGCUGUGGCAACACUUCAGGUUGUUUCACUCAUGUCAAUUCCAGCAGUAGGAUCAACCCAAACAGUUGAAACAUCAAACCCUGAGCCAAGUUCACCACCUAUGUCGCCACAGCCUGCGGAAUUGAUUGCAGAAGAAAUUUUGAAAGAAGAAGAAAUUUGUCCUGAGUCUCCUAAAAUAAUUGCAUUUGCUACAAACAAUCAAAUAUUUCAAGCAACUGUUGAAGAGCAAAGUACUCCAGAACCUUUUUCCCCGCCACAUGUUACUUAUAAAAAUGAAUUCCAUAAUACUUCGACGCAAUUUAUCACAGCAAGUCCAACACGACCUUUUUCACCACCUAUAGAACUUCAGCGACUACCUAGUGUCUUAGAAGCAGCGAUGAAGGCGGAACCUAAAGUUGAAGUAGAACGAUUGCCGUCACCAGCUAGUUCAUUGGAAGAUGGAUCAUCGCAAGCAAGAAUAUAUCUCGCUAAUACAUCUAGACAAAACUUAGAAACUAUCGUCGAAGCGAUAAGACAUCUAGAAGGCGACCAUCUAUUUAGUGAUGAACCAGCGCAAGACGUUCCUCUGGCUUUAACGAAUAAAACAACCUCGGGUACGCCAGCAAAUACAUCAACAAAACAACGACUACUACAUGCUGAAGUUAACAAUUUUCUUCAAUUUCACUCGAAGCAACAACAAACCCAACAACGACCUGGUGUCAUUGUCGUUAAACACUCGUGA
This is a messenger RNA of Cotesia congregata, 1593 nucleotides long. NCBI's taxonomy places the organism in Eukaryota, Metazoa, Arthropoda, Insecta, Hymenoptera, Braconidae. The record is from the annotation of a GenBank genome assembly.